AAGCUGGCUACCUUUUUGUAGUACUUCCCAAUCCACUGGCGUACAUGCUCCAGCUGAGCUAAAGUGUCAGGGCUCUCCCAGAACCAAGCGGACGGACUGCAGUCUUUUUUCCAUUGUGCGGCGAACCCGGAGCUCGUCUGACUCGUCCCUGGAAAUUCGAGACCCUGAGAUUCCAUGGGGGUCCACGGUUUCACCACCUUCGUGGAAGGGAACCGAAAUUUCCUCUUUGAUGUAAAAUUCCGAGCCAACAACCUAAUUAUCGAUGGCAGCAGUUUGUUUUUCAAUCUCUAUUUGAAACAUUCUUUGGACCGAAGGCACGGAGGAGAUUAUGAUGCCUUUGCAUCCCUCGUCCUUGAUUUCUUCUGUGCCCUGCGUGCUUGUAAUAUCGAGCCCUAUGUGCUUCUGGAUGGAGGGAUUGACCCCAGUAAUAAAAAGUUUCAGACUCUGCAGCAGCGUCUGCAGUCCAGAAUAAGAGAAGCAGAUAACAUGUCACACGGUCGCAACGGCUCGGUUCUUCCCCUCCUUACCAAGCAAGUCUUCGUUGAAGUCCUCAUUCAGGAGAAAGUCCACCUAGUGCAAUGUCUCACAGAGGCCGAUUGGGAUAUUGCAUGUUUGGCUCAUGAAUGGAGGUGCCCGGUUCUGAGCAACGACAGUGAUUUUUUUAUUUUUGACCUGCCAGGUGGGUACAUGCCCCUCAAUUUUUUCCAGUGGACCAACCUCAACGGUAAAGCAUCUCAGCGCUACAUCCCAGCUCGAUGCUACACCACUCCAGUCCUCUGCAGUUUCUACCACAGAAUGAACCCAGAGUUACUGCCUCUCUGCGCCGUCCUGACUGGUAACGACUACGGCGCCCCAAAAGAAGCAGAAAUUCUCCUCCAGUUGAUCACAGAAUCAGCAAGAAACGUCAACCAAAGGAACAGUAAAUCCCCGUCCUCCCGAAUUGACGUCUUGCUUCGAUGGCUGUCCUCUUUUUCAUGUUCGGCGGACGCAUUAGCUGAAAUCAAAAGCCUCAUGAGGGCAAACAGUGGCGGGUCAAAGAAAAAGCAAAAAGUUGGGCUCACUACACAGCUGGAGAAACUUAUGAAGGAGUACCACGUCACCCCUCGGAGCCCUUUGUCUUGUUGGUUCACUGAAAACAAAAUUCCAGAAGGGUAUAACCAAACAUUACCCAAUUGUUUGUUAAAGGCAGCAGCUCAAGGGCUUGUAUCUCCUGUAGUGGUUGAUGCUUUGGUGAUGCGAAGGGUGCUGCUUAACCCACAAGUGGAAAACAGCAGGAACCCGAGCAGCUAUUGUUGCGCCAGAGCGAUACGACAGGCGAUAUAUGGAAUUUUACUGCUGGACGGGAAGAAAAUGAGUGCUGGCAAAUUGAUGGUUUUUGUGGAGGAGUUUGAUCGGGUCAACCUCAACUUGAAGGUAAACCAAGUGGAGCCUCAGUGGUUAAAAUCACAUUUCCACGUGGAUACGCUGAAUAAGGUCCCUGAAGCACUCAGGUGUAAUGCCUUUUUUGAAGUCCUAAGGGUGAAUCCGGCUGCUUUGGUUCAUGUUCCCGCUAACAUCCGGCUAGCAGUUGCAGUAACCAGCUUCUGGCUGCAGGAGGCCAAACCGAAGCCUUCACACUAUCAGCUUCAGGCUUUAGUCAUGGGAAUGGUUUACGGAGAGCUGCUUUUGAUGGAGAAAAGUGGAAUUGUAUGCUACCAAAUUCCUGCUCCAAUUUCCAAGUUUCAAUGGGGUGAGGAGCACAGUUUCAUCGCUUACAUGGAUCACCUCCGUUCGAGGUCCAGGAGCAAUUUUGUGGACAUCGCAGCGGCUCACAGCUUCAGCCAAUGGCAGGCUUGUCUUUGGAGCGCACUCUGUUUGAAUCAACUUUUGUUAAGGCCAAUCCAGGAAAACCCCCUCUCGCGUUUGUUCAGUGGUAGCUUGGUGCAUGGCAUUCUCAGCUUUCUAAAAGAGGGCGGAAAAGUAAGUCACGUGCUAACGGAGGUUGCUUCCAACAUUUACUCCACCCUGUUGCACGCCGUGAAGAACUGCAGCACCAAAGGUCAGCCUUCCCCUGUGAUGGAGGUCAUGGGGCGAGGUGGAGGACGAAGAGGAAGAGGAAGAGGGAGAGGGGGACAAAGUAGAGGAAGAGGACAAGGAAGAAGAGGGGCUGAGGAGAUAAGCAACCGAUUUGCUGUUUUGGAGAUGAACGAUAUAAAUGACUUCCCUCUAUGGUACUUCCUCCUUUUGCAAGAUCACAGCCCUUGUCUGGAUUACAUUUGUACCCAGAAUAUUCAACAAUAUAACCUCAGAAGGAAUACUGUUCAUCUCCAGCCUCUAAUCUGCCAGCAUUCUCACAACCUGAAAUUCAACGAACACGCGAAGGACAAAAAGAGAAAACUGCAUCCUUCAACAGUGACUAUCAUCCAUCACUUUACACAAAAUUUAAGACCCAUGGGGGUCCGCGGUUUAACCACCUUCGUGGAAGGAAACCAAAAAUUCCACUCUGAUGUAAAAUUCCGAGCCAGCAAACUAAUUAUCGACGCCAGCUGUUUGAUUUACCAUCUCUAUUCGGAAAGUUCUUUGGACCAACACCACGGAGGAGAAUAUGAUGCCUUUGCAUCCCUCGUCUCGGAGUUCUUUUCUGCCCUGCGUGCUUGUAAUAUCGAGCCCUAUGUGCUUCUGGAUGGAGGCUCUGACCCCACUAAUAAAAAGUUUAAGACUCUGCAGCAGCGUCUGCAGUACAAAAUAAGAGAAGCAGAUAAGAUGUCACAUGGUCGCAACGGCUCGAUUCUUCCCCUCCUUACCACGCAAGUCUUCAUCGAGGUCCUCAUUCAGGAGAAAGUCCACCUAGUGCAAUGUCUCACAGAGGCCGACUGGGAUAUUGCCUGUUUGGCUCAUGAAUGGAACUGCCCGGUUCUGAGCAACGACAGUGAUUUUUUUAUUUUUGACCUGCCAGGUGGGUACAUGCCCCUCAAUUUUUUCCAUUGGAACGACCUCAAAGGUGAAGCAUCUGAGCGCUACAUACCAGCUCGAUGCUACACCAGAAAAGUUCUCUGUGAUUUCUACCACAUGAGCCCAGAAUUACUGCCUCUCUUCGCCGUCUUUAAUGGUAAUGACUACUCCAGCCGAGAUGUACAUGAAAUUCUCCAGUUGAUCAAAGAAUCCACAAGAAACGUCAACCAAAUGAGGAGCAGAUCCCCGUCCUCCCGAUUUGACUUCUUGCUUAGAUGGCUGUCCUCUUUUUCAUGUUCAGCGGAUGCGUUAGCGAAAGUCAAAAGCCUCAUGAGAGAAAACAGUCGCGGGUCUAUGAACGAGCAAAAAGUUGGGCUCACUUCACAGCUGGAGGAACGUAUGAAGGAUUACCACGUCACCCCUCGGAGCCCUUUGUCUUGUUGGUUCACUGAAAACAAAAUUCCAGAAGGGUAUAACCAAACAUUACCCAAUUGUUUGUUAAAGGCAGCAGCACAAGGGCUUAUAUCUCCUUUAGUGGUUGAUACGUUGGUGAUGCGAAGGGUGAUGCUUUACAUACAAGUGGAGGACAGCAGAAACCCAAGUAGCUAUUGUUGCGCCAGAGCGAUACGACAGGCGAUAUAUGGGAUUUUACUGCUGGAUGAGAACCAAAUGAGUGCUAGCAAAUCUGAAGAAGUGACAGUUUUUGUGGAGGAGUUCGAUCGAGUCAACCUCAGCGUGCAGGUGAACCAAGUGGAGCCGCGGUGGUUAAAAUCACAUUUCCACGUGGAUGGGCUGAAUAAGAUUGCAGAAGCAGACCGCUGUAAAGCCAUUUUUGAAGUCCUAGGGGUGAAUCGGGAUGCAUUGGCUCACGUUCCUGCUAACAUCCAGCUAGCGGUUGCAGUAACCAGCUUCUGGCUGCAGGAGGCCAAACCAAAGCCUUCGCACUAUCACCUUCAGGCUUUAGUCCUGGGAAUGGUUUACGGAGAGCUGCUUUUGAUGGAGGAAAGUGGAAUUAUAUGCUACCAAAUUCCUGCUCAAAUUCAAUGGGCUGAGGAGCACCGUUUCAUCACUUCUAUGAAACGCCUCCGUUCGAGGUCCAGGAGCAAUUUUGUGGACAUCGCAGCGGCUCACAGCUUCAGCCAAUGGCAGGCUUGUCUUUGGUGCGCACACUCUUUGAAUCAACUCUUGUUAAGGCCAAUCCAGGAAAAACCCCUCUCAAGUUUGUUCAGCGGUACCUUGGUGGACGGCAUACUCGGUUUUCUAAAAGAGGGCAGAGAAGUAAGUCACGUGCUAACAGAAGUUGCUUCCAGCAUAUACUCCACCCUGUUGCACGCCGUGGAGAACUGCAGCACCAAAGGUCAGCCUUCCCCUGUGGGGGAGGUCAAAGAGGAAGGUGGAGGACGAAAAAGAAGAUGGAGUGGGGAACAAAGUAGAGGAAGAGGACAAGAAAGAAGCAGGAUGAGGAGAUAAGCAACCGAUAUGCUGCUUUGGAGAUGAAUGAGUAAGAUACAAAUUAUAUUAACAUUGGCUGUCAUUGAUGAUUGUCAAUAGUAGCCAAUGAGCUACAUGGGACCAAAUUUUAUUGAAUUUUAAUAUUACACCUAUAUUUCCUCUUGUGCCUUUAAUUCAAGACCACGCAAUUCCUUGAAAUCAUUCAUUUUUACUAUUCAGGUUUAAAUAUUUGGAACUGAAAUGCACUAUUGUUUUUAAAGAUUGUAAUGCUGAUUAUUUUUACAAAAAGAAAAUUGUCAUUUUAAGCAGUAAUAAGUAUGGGUGUAAUUCCAUAAUGGGGUACCGCACGGUACACGUCACUUCUGCUCAUUAAUAUUUAUGACGUUAGCUACUGUGGCUCUGCUGUUAGCUAAGGGGGGACAAGUUUCUGUUUGUCCCCAAUAGGAAAUGAAUGGAAAUGGUGUACGAAAGAGAUGUUUACAGAGCUAAACCUACCAAUUCUGUCCGAAAAUGAUGUCCCUGGUGCCAAAUUCACUGGUAAAGAUGUGGAAGAACAAAUGUUCCGUUAAAGAGAUGGCUUGAGUGUCGAAAAAACGAGCCGACCGAAGCUUACCCUUAGCUUUUUUAUCGACACAUUUUUAUUACGCCUCUGACAAUGACAUUCUCCCGUUUCAACAAUCUUUUACAAUAUUUUACCACCAUAAGCCCUGUCUUUCUUAUAUAUUAUAUCAUCCGGUUGUGUUACGUCUCUGACCGUUCUUUUGGGGGGCAAUUGACAUUGUUGUUUUUGUGUAGCGAUCGCAAAUGCUACUCGUUGACAGCCAACGAAAACUUUUCAUUUUUUCAUUAAUAACAAAUCUUAAUUCUAUUCAUUUAUUCACACUUUGUUUCUUUACAAGUUGUUUCUUUACAACAGAAAAGAUAACAACGGUGGCAGUCAGAUACCACUUUUAUUUUAUUUUUUUCAGGUCAUUCAUUGUCAGACAAAAGCAGCACGGCAAACGCCACGCUAAAAAAAUAAGUCAAAAUAUCAAAAUGGCUGACCUCUUGGCCCAAACAAAAUGUUUACUGCAUCUGAAAUGUGAACGGCUUCAACUUGCUGUCGUUAAGCUGGUCUUUUAGACGUCCGCGCCAUAGUAGCAUAGUUGCUCCAUUCUUCACAGUUUUUGGUUCCGGGAGAGAAUGAAGAAAACAUCCUUUAUAUGUCGUAAUGUCUAGAGUCGUUUCUACAAGUUCCAUAGUAGAAGUGAAUAAUCGGCAUGUCAUUUUUUGAAAGAUUACCAGAGAAAGAAGGCCGAAAUAUAAUGGUUGGCAUGCGAGGGCGUGUAUAUAAUGUCUCACUUCCGCUUUACGGUGCGACGUCACGGCCUAACAAUAGCCUGCUUGCGGUACGUCAUUUCAUGACGAUACGGAUGGAUAACAAUUCUUUACCUAAAGGUACAAUAUUUGCCGAUACUAUAUUGCAAUUUAACUCAAUGAGAGAGAGAACUUUGUUUGAAAAUACUGUACAUCCAAAAAAAUGCAAAAAGAAAGGUUUUCCAUUUACUGUGCGUAAAAAAUACCUAGCAAUAAAAAAGUGAAGUAUUUCAAUGCAAUUUAGAAAUGAAAAUGUAAGACCUGGGUAUAAGUAAAAGUAUUCCCAAUAAAAUAAAAUCCAACUUUAAUCGUGCACAUACGGUAGUUGCCUAUUUUAUUCCAAGUCAGUGUUUACACACCUGGCUACUACAAUCAAAAAGAUAAGAAAAGUUUUCAGGAGUCGCAUGACGCUGACGUCAUGUGGAAUUUCGACUAUUGUCAUAAACCGUUGAAGCGAAAACUCACAGAUGACAGAAAAUGCUCCGUUGCUUUUGCUCUUGCUGCUUCCGAAAAGAAAAUUCUGUCAAUGAGGUAUGUGUUGAGAUAAUUAUUGAAAGUUAUUAAAUAUUUGUUUUUGCCAAUGAAUGCUUACAAUCAAAUAUUGCUUACAAUCAAAUAUAGUGUUGAUGAUUGAUUAAUUGCAAGAAUAAAGUGUGUCAUGAUUGACUGUCAUAACUAUAUUAAUGGCAUAUAUAAAUGAAUGGGUUUGAUUACCUUAGACAUGUUUAACUCGUAAUGAAACUGCCUUGUCACUCCUUACGGUUUAGACCGGCCUAGGUUCCACAGGUCAACUUCCAGGACAAGCUACAGACAUUGAGAAACUAGACUGGGACAUUUAAAAAAUUAUAUGGUUGCUGUAUUUUAGUGUUACAUUCUAUUAUUGUUUGCCAUUGCUUUAUGAAAUGUAUUAGCAUACACAUAUGUAUAUAUAAUUCCACCUACAUACACACACAUAGACAAACAAAUACAAGGGGUGUCUCCAGCUUGCUCCCCCUUUCCUUUAAGGGAGACACCCAUCUGUUGCUAGGGACAACCCCCAAAUAAAAAGAAAAGGCGCAGGAGGGUUUAGUUUGAGCGUUUUUGGUGACUGCAUAGUGAAUUCCACUGUUUAGUUCCUCCCGCUCUCCUUGCGCAAGAAAAACAAAAACUGAGUGCCUUCUCUCCUUAUUUUGGGUAAUAUUAUAAAUGUCUACCUAAGAAUUGUUGUUUGAACUUGACAGUAAGUAUUCAAUU
Molecule: messenger RNA, 6972 nt
Organism: Corythoichthys intestinalis (scribbled pipefish)
Lineage: Eukaryota; Metazoa; Chordata; Actinopteri; Syngnathiformes; Syngnathidae
Gene: aste1b
Product: asteroid homolog 1b
Exons: 14
Coding region: 175-4401 (1408 amino acids)
Molecular function (GO): nuclease activity
Source: RefSeq, a predicted model, not a curated record